AUUUUGCUUCAUUUGCACGGUAUAUAUCCCAGUCUGUGUGUGAGUGUGUGUGGUCUGUGGAGUGUAUGGUUGAUUUGGUUGGUAAUUGGCUAAGCUAGCUAUAGCAUGGCGUUCUCGUCGGAGGGCGGCGUGCCGGCGGAGAGGGUGGCGGCGGCGGUGAACGACCUGGUGGAGGUGCGCGACGGAUUGGUGAGGCUGAGGGGCUUCUUGCCGCCGCCGCCGCAGGCCGAGCAAUCGUCGUCGCGGCCGCCGUGCGCGGCGGAGCUGAUGGACGCGACGAUGAGCAAGCUGAUGAGCGCGAUGGCCACGUUGGGCGGCAGCGGCGACAUCGCCGGGGAGGUGGACGCGGCGGGAAGGUGGACCUCGGUGGCCGAGUCGGCCGAUCCGAUGGUGGUCAGGCGGGAGGGCGAGAGCUCGGCCGGGAGGACGAGGAGGCGCCGCGGCGGCGGCAGCAGGUCAGGACGAGGACGCUCCUCUAACAAGAGAGUCGCCGCAACACUAGAAGACGGUCACGUGUGGCGGAAAUAUGGGCAGAAAGAUAUCCAAAACUCACCUUAUCCAAGGAGCUACUACAGGUGCACGCACAAGCUAGACCAAGGCUGCGGUGCCAGGAGGCAAACCCAGCGCUGCGAGGCCGACCCGUCGAAUUACGACAUCACCUACUACGGCGAGCACACCUGCAGGGACCCUUCCACGAUUAUCCCGACGGCCAUCGCCAACGCCGCCGGCGCGGCGAGCGACGGGCCAAACAACAACAUCAUCAGCUUCGCCACAGGCGGCGUCGUUGUUGCUAAUUCGUCUCGGCUGGCGAGGGAAGGGACGACGGCGACGACGACGAGCGCGGCCACGCAGCUGUCCUCCUCGUGGGGCACGAGCGGCGGUGGCGGCGGCGGCGACGACGUGUUCAGCUCGUCGGGGGAGCGGUUCAUGCAGUGGGACGAGCUCGCGGCGGCCGUCGGGCACGUGAGCUCGGUGGGGGUGACGUCGUCGACGGUGGGCUCCGCGCCGGCGGCGGAGAACGACGGCGGAAACGGUGACACGGCUGCGGGAGGAGGAGGAGACGGCGGCGGCGCGGGCAGCUUCCCGUCGUCUCCGAGCGCCGGCAGCCUCGGUUUUGUGGUCGGCCCGCUCGGGAGCAUCGAGGACGUCGAUGACUUCUUCCCGUUCGAUCCCUGAGAUGAGAUCGGCGCCGUCGAUUGAACCAGCAGUUUGCAGCGGACGGAUUUACACAACGUUCGUAGUAUACUACCAGUACAUAGUAGCAAACGCAUCAAGGCUUUAGUAUUAAGUUGCAUAAUGGCAUCUCUGUGGAAAUCAAAUAAGCAAAUAUAGAACCAUCUAGUACAUUAAGUAGGUUGCUUAUCUACAGACUAGACUACAGUGACUCACACAGCUUCUAGCUGUGCAAGUUGGUUAAGGUGAUGUUUUAGAUUGAAAUCCAAGCCACGCAUGUUGAUGAGCCGGAAUUGGGCUCACUAAAAUGUGGCUUAAGUUUUUGUUUUUUUGUUUGGAUUGCUUGUUGGCGGCCCAAUGGUAAACGGUCACUCUUUUCUUCUCAGUUUGCAAGCCUAGCCCACUAUACCGACAAGGAAAAACCCAUGUAAUCUGCUGGGCUCAAACUGGCUUCUCCUUUUCAGGCUGGAUGACUAAACCAUGUGAACUGUAUUUUACCAAAGAAACAAAACAAGGGAAAACAAAUUGAGUGA
Messenger RNA from Oryza sativa Japonica Group (Japanese rice), 1706 nucleotides. Its product is annotated as transcription factor WRKY45-1-like. The record is from RefSeq and is a predicted model, not a curated record. Gene Ontology annotation, biological process: regulation of DNA-templated transcription. NCBI's taxonomy places the organism in Eukaryota, Viridiplantae, Streptophyta, Magnoliopsida, Poales, Poaceae. Gene Ontology annotation, molecular function: sequence-specific DNA binding; DNA-binding transcription factor activity.